This is a messenger RNA of Hylaeus anthracinus, 1718 nucleotides long. RefSeq names its product small ubiquitin-related modifier-like. Lineage: Eukaryota; Metazoa; Arthropoda; Insecta; Hymenoptera; Colletidae. Gene Ontology annotation, molecular function: protein tag activity; ubiquitin-like protein ligase binding. The record is from RefSeq and is a predicted model, not a curated record. The transcript has 5 exons. Gene Ontology annotation, cellular component: PML body; nucleus. Gene Ontology annotation, biological process: protein sumoylation. Bases 108 to 404 code for a protein of 98 amino acids.
UUUUUAGAAGGCUGUGCAACUGACAAAAGCACGGCGCCAUAUUGCGUGCUUGUGUUUGGUUACUGUUCUGGCGCGUGGUCGAGAAUUGUUAUAUUUAAUUAAAUACCAUGUCCGAUAACCAGGAACAAAAACCCGAAGCCGGCCCUGGCGACGCGAAUUCCGAAUACAUCAAGCUUAAAGUCGUUGGGAACGACAGCAAUGAAAUUCACUUUAGGGUAAAGAUGACUACUCAAAUGGGUAAACUGAAGAAAUCGUAUAGCGAUCGUGUGGGUGUUCCUAUGACAUCUCUAAGGUUUCUUUUUGAUGGUAAAAGAAUUAAUGAUGAUGAAACACCAAAGCAGCUUGAAAUGGAAAAUGAUGAUGUUAUUGAAGUAUAUCAAGAACAAACUGGUGGUCACUACUGAAGAAAUUAAAUCAAUUAUUCAGUUUUAAUAUCUUCUAAAGUGAAAGUGACUAUCAUAAAGAAAUGGACAAGUUUAUCAGUAUGUAUAUGUAUGUUAUGAAAGCAUUAUGUAAUUUGGUUUUUUUAUGUAAAAUUUUGAUGUGCUGUUCUACAUUCCUGUAUUGAGGCAAGAUUAAGGACAUUCGACAGUCAGUUUCAUGCAAUAUUACCCUACAUUCAUCAGAAGUAAAAAAAAAAGAAGAAAAUAACAAAAGAAAAAAAAUCACCUUUAAUGUUAUCAGUUUUGUCUAUUAAUAAUAUCUGACAAUGUAUUUAUAUUUUUUAAGUUUCUAAACUCGUAGAUCUAAAUUUCAGAUGUCACGAAAAAAAAUGUUAAUUAUAACACGAUAAUUAUUAUAUAGUAUGAACAUGAUUUAACAAAAUUGUUGCAUUUAAAGUACAUCUAUAAUAAAAAAAAAGAGUAAUUGUAAUAUUUUCUGUUUGCCUUGUCAAUGUAAUUCUAAUGGUAAUAGAAGUAUUUUUAACUUUGAAAACGUAAGUUAAUAAUACCCAAACAGUGUUUUUUCUUCUUUUGACGAUUAUAGAGUAAUUAAUUUAUUGUAAGUAAUGUGGAUGCUUUUCGAGGAAUUUUCAUUAUUAUAGUUUACUUUUAAGACAACAAAUAUCGUUACAUUUAUGUAAAUGUUAAUAAUGUUUUUUUUAGAAACACAAUUUGAAUAGCAUCAGCGAAAAAUACGGAUCAAAGGACUUUUGAUCUGUUAAGCUUGAAAGACAUAUAAUUUUAAUUCGGAAAAUAUUGAUUCUGUAUAAGCAUCUCCAUUACAAAACAUUUACUCUAUGAUUUAAUGGAAUAAACUUUCUACGAAUUGUAAUAAAACUUAUUCUUGUACAGAUAAGUAAUACAGUUUUGUUUACUAAUGUGUAAAAGUUGACCGGCAUUUUUCUUUGACUGUCAUAUAUUUAAACAGCGAAUUCUUGGAAAUAAAAUAAACUUCUUUUGAAAUAACGAAAACAAUUUACAUAAUAGGCAUUUCUAUAGUUAGAACGGAUAAGUAAGGUAUAAUAAUUAACAUUAGUAGUAUUCUCUUUAACGAAAUGUAGAACGCGUUUAAUGGUAAGAAUGCUCUCAUAUAAAUAGGUUCCCAUUUCCGUAUCAAAGGCAGAAAAUGAUUUUGAUAUAAACAACAUUGUAAUAAUCAUUAGAUUAACGUUUACUGGGUUUCAUCGAUUUCACGAACAAGUUUACAUCUGCCUAGAGCGCUAAAUACCUGUAAUAAAUAUCUAAGAAAUAAAAUUAAUUAUUCAUCUUUCUCUA